AUUUUCUUCAAGUUCAAAUUCUACUUCUACGCAAAUUUUCCGACUGAAUUUUACGAAAUGGCUUUACGAAGGCCAAUAUACAGGCUGCUGAGUUCAGGCAGGAGCACCAGGGCUCGCCAAGUGCGCGCUGUCCACGCCGACACCGCCAGUCAUGACGACAACAAGGCCAAACAAACGCAUUUCGGCUUCCAAACAGUCGAUGAACAUGAGAAGUGGAAGAAAGUACAUGAAGUGUUUGAGACAGUGGCUGGGAAGUAUGACCUGAUGAAUGAUGCCAUGUCACUGGGUAUCCACCGAGUGUGGAAGGACAUCUUCAUGCAGAGACUGGCACCGCUGCACGGGACCAAGCUGCUUGAUGUUGCUGGGGGCACAGGAGACAUAACAUUCAGAUACCUCAACUACCUGAAGAAUCUCGGUCCAGCACCCGCGAACAAGCGCAGCCAAGUGACCGUCUGUGACAUCAACCAAGCCAUGCUGGAUGUGGGCAAGGCCAGGGCCCAGAGGCUAGGCUACACGGCGGAGUCAGGCGCUGACAUCCAGUGGAUGUGCGGCGACGCGGAGAGCCUCGCCCUGCCCGACGACUCCUACUCCGCAUAUACCAUCGCCUUCGGGAUACGGAACUGCACGCAUGUUGAUAAGGUAUUAGAGGAAGCGUACCGCGUGCUAGCCCCGGGAGGCCGCUUCAUGUGUCUGGAGUUCAGCCAGCUGCCCAACCAGCAAAUGCAGUGGUUAUACGACCAGUACUCGUUCCAAGUGAUCCCAGUGCUGGGGCAGCUGCUCGCGGGGCAGUGGAAGCCGUACCAGUACCUCGUCGAGAGCAUACGACAGUUCCCCAACCAGGAAAAGUUCAAAUCAAUGAUUGAAGAAGCAGGGUUCCGCCAAGUGACUUAUGAGAACCUCACAUUUGGGGUUGUCGCCAUCCACUCCGGAUUCAAGAUAUAACCCCAGUUAGAAGACUCCUGAUGAAGACCUACUUAUAUCAUCAUGAACUAAUUUAUAAUUUAGUUACCUAUUUAUCUAUUGUUAUGUAAUGGAUGUUUAUAAUAAGAUUAAAUAAAUUGUUUUACAAAGUA
Messenger RNA from Plutella xylostella (diamondback moth), 1073 nucleotides. RefSeq names its product ubiquinone biosynthesis protein COQ3, mitochondrial (gene Coq5). Gene Ontology annotation, molecular function: 2-methoxy-6-polyprenyl-1,4-benzoquinol methyltransferase activity. NCBI's taxonomy places the organism in Eukaryota, Metazoa, Arthropoda, Insecta, Lepidoptera, Plutellidae. The record is from RefSeq and is a predicted model, not a curated record. Gene Ontology annotation, biological process: ubiquinone biosynthetic process.